Salpingoeca rosetta is the source of this 1020-nucleotide messenger RNA. RefSeq lists its product as uncharacterized. The transcript has 7 exons. The coding region runs from base 55 to 861 and encodes 268 amino acids. Lineage: Eukaryota; Choanoflagellata; Craspedida; Salpingoecidae. The record is from RefSeq and is a predicted model, not a curated record.
AUUAAAUGCUGACUCAGCACAUUUUGUCGCGCUGUGUGGCCGGAGAAGAAGAAGAUGAAGAUGACGAUGAUGGCAGUGGUGGCUGGUGUUGCGGCUGUGAUGAUGGUGCUGCUGCUGGCGAGCAGUGUCCCAGCAGAGGCGAGGGCCCUCAACGCAACAAGCAACAGCUGUGUCCUGAAAGCAACACGCAAGAAUCCAGUGGAGAUUGACUUGAGCCCGCUGACCGUGAAGAUUGACUACAUCAUCAAGUCCACGCUCGUGCAGACGACGGACUUUGACUUUAACAUCUGCGGCGACAUUCAGUUUUCAGACAGCGCAUGCCCUCCAGGGACCAUGGUGUGCGAGCGAUACGAUACACAAGGGCAGAAGAAAGGCAAGAACGUGUAUGGCUUGACGAAACACAUGAAGCUUGAGCAUGCACCAGACAACCAAGACGGCAUCACGGCCAUUCUGACCGCCAAAGGCGACAAGUGCCCAAGCUCCAACGCCGACCACUACCACACCGAGAUGCGCUUCAAGUGCGGAAAGGGCGGCUACAACCCACCCACCAUCAAGCAGGAGAGCGAACUCAACUGCUUCGUCGCCAUUCAGUUGUCGACCCCGUACGCAUGUGGGACUGAGAAGCACCCGAGCGGCGGUGGCGGCAUGUCUGCGGGCACCGUCAUCGCCAUCCUCAUAUUCGUGCUGCCGCUCUCGUACAUGGCGCUUGGCGCUGCGUAUAUGUUCUCGCGUGGCGGUCGCGGUGCUGAGCUCAUUGUCCACAGGGACUUCCUCGCCAGUUUGCCGGGCCUCAUUGCGGAUGGCUUUGGCUUUGUUGCAACUCGCCUGUCCGGCCGCAAGGUCGAGUACGCGCGGCUGUGAUGAUGAUGAUGACGACGAGUGAUGUGACGAGAUGGCGGUAACUCCAACGGGUGAGGCGAUGGGAUGGAAGAGGCAUAGCAGUGCGAGAUUAGGGGCAGCUGAUGUAUGCAUGUGCGCAUGUGUACUCUUGUGUGAAUAAAGCGAACACAGCACGUGGUG